Myxozyma melibiosi is the source of this 3810-nucleotide messenger RNA. RefSeq names its product P-loop containing nucleoside triphosphate hydrolase protein. Gene Ontology annotation, biological process: transmembrane transport. The transcript is spliced from 4 exons. NCBI's taxonomy places the organism in Eukaryota, Fungi, Ascomycota, Lipomycetes, Lipomycetales, Lipomycetaceae. Gene Ontology annotation, cellular component: membrane. The record is from RefSeq and is a predicted model, not a curated record. Gene Ontology annotation, molecular function: ABC-type transporter activity; ATP hydrolysis activity; ATP binding. The annotation marks the transcript as partial.
GAGUUUGCCUUCCUGCCUGAGCAUGACGCGGAUAUUCUGCGCAAGCAGGUCGAGGUGCCGACGAUCAAGGCGACUUUUUUCACGCUGUUUAGAUAUGCGGACAGGAAGGAUAAGAUGAUUAUGCUUGUCGCGCUUAUUGCUUCUAUUAUCUCGGGUGCCAUGCGUCCUUUGAUGACCAUCGUUUUUGGUAAUGUCGCGCAGACGUUUACAGAAGUUGGCCCUCGCGCGAUGAUGAUGGGAUACUACAACUCGACCGACUAUGAAUACUUUGUGUAUAUUGGAAUAUUGUCACUCACCUCGACUUACCUCUCCACCUUCCUCCUCAUGGACCGCGGCGAAAUCCUCUCCGGCCGCAUCCGCGAGCACUACCUGAGCGCGACACUCCGUCAAAACAUCGCGUACUUUGACAAACUCGGCUCUGGUGAGAUCACGACGCGCAUCUCGGCCGACACAAUCAUCGUGCAGGAAGGAAUGUCGGACAAAGUCGGGCACAUGCUGCAGAAUCUGUCGACCUUCGUCGUCGCCAUCUUGGUGGCCAUGAUUCGUUCGUACAAGCUCACGCUCAUUCUCCUGUCUGUGCUGUUUGCCAUCACGAUGGUCAUGUCUGUGAUUACAAAGCUGAUGGUCAAGUACUUCCGUCUGUCGCUCGGGGGAUACUCUGUCGGCGGAACGUUGGCCGAGGAGGUCAUUUCUUCGGUUCGCAACGUCCAGGCGUUUGGAGUGCAGGAGAGACUCGCGCUUCAGUACGACAAGUAUCUGGCCAUUACCGAAAAGUGGGGUCUUAAGGCCGGAUUUGCGCUGGGCGGAAUGAUUGCAUUCAUGUGGUUUGCAGUUUACUGCAACUACGCCCUCUCGUUCUGGCAAGGCUCCCGUUACAUCGCCAGUGGCGAACUCGAGGUCGCCAACGUGAUCUCAGUCCUGAUGUCGAUGAUGAUGUGCUCCUUCAACUCGUCCUCGAUCGCCCCCAACAUCAAGUACGUCACCAACGCCGUUGCUGCCGCAUCCAAGAUCUUUGCCACCAUCGACCGCGAGUCGGCAAUCGACUCGGCCUCGCCCACGGGCGCGACGCUUGACCACGUUGAAGGCGCGAUCGAGUUGAAGAAUAUCAGGUUCAUUUACCCUUCGCGUCCUGACGUUACCGUCCUGCAGAACUUUAGCCUUUCGGUUCCUGCGGGUUCGACUGUGGCACUAGUUGGCGCAAGCGGAUCGGGAAAGUCGACCAUCAUUGGUUUGCUGGAACGGUUUUACAAGCCUGUAGGUGGAAACAUCACGCUUGACGGACAUGAUAUCAACUCGCUCAAUUUGAAGUGGCUCCGCCGACACAUCUCGCUGGUCUCGCAGGAGCCGGUGUUGUUUGCUUGCUCGGUCUAUCAGAAUAUUGCCUAUGGUCUACUCGGCACUCCGUACGAGAACGCGUCGGAAGAGGAGAAACGUGCGUUGGUGACCGAGGCGUGCGUGCAGGCUAACGCGAUGAUGUUUAUCGACAACUUACCGGCCGGUCUUGACACCGACGUUGGUGAGCGCGGAUUUUUGCUCUCGGGAGGCCAGAAGCAGCGGAUCGCAAUCGCGAGAGCUAUCGUCAGCAACCCCAAGAUUCUUCUACUCGACGAAGCGACUUCUGCGCUCGACACCAAGAGCGAGGGUGUUGUACAGGACGCGCUGGACAGGGCGUCGAAGAACCGCACGACGAUCGUGAUUGCGCAUCGUCUGUCGACUAUUCGUGACGCGGACAUGAUUGUUGUCAUGUCCAAGGGCGAGAUCGUCGAGAUGGGAACGCAUAACGAGCUGUUGGAUAAGAAAUCAAUGUAUGCGAGCCUUGUUGAGGCGCAGAAGAUUGACAAGCUGAAGGAGUCGAAGCUGGCGGGUUUGGCGCACAAUGAUGCAGAUGAUGACUCGGCUAUCGAGAUGGGUGACAUCGCGUCGUCGUCGAUUGCCGACGCAGACGACGCAAAGCUGGCGCGGACGAAGACGAAUGCUUCGGCGCGAUCGGUUUCCAGUCUGGCGAUUGAAAGCCGCGAAGUUCCCGCCGAGCGGACGUACACCCUCGGCCAGCUCAUCAAGUCUGUCUUCCACAUCUCAGCGCCGGAGCACAAGUGGCUCUUCAUUGGCUUUGGAGGUGCGGUCGUCAACGGUCUGGCGUAUCCGGCGAUCUCUGUGUUGUACGCAUACUGCAUCAACGCGUUCCAGGCUGGACGGACCGAUAUUUGGUAUAUGCGCAACACGGUAAAUCUUCUUGCCGGAAUGUUUAUGGUGCUGGCGCUGAUCGAAGGCGCUGCGUUUGUGGUCGUCAACAGCUCGCUUGCGUUUGUCGCGCAGCGUCUGAUUCGACGUAUUCGAUUCCAGUCGUUCCGCCAGAUCCUGCGACAGGAUAUCGCGUUCUUCGACCGCGACGAAAACACGACGGGCGCGUUGACUUCGACCUUGUCGCGCGACGCGCAGUCGAUCGAGGGCUUGUCCGGAGCCACGCUGGGCCAGAUUCUCAACUGCUCAAUCAACCUGAUCACGGGCCUUAUUCUUUCUCUUGCGGUGGCUCCUAAGCUUGCGAUCGUGUGCAUUGCGUGCAUCCCCGUGCUGAUUUCGUGCGGAUACUUCCGCUUUGCGGUGCAGGCGCGGUUCGAGGAGCAGAUCAAAAAGUCGCAUGGCAAGUCCGCCGCGCAGGCGUGUGAGGCCGCGGCCGCGAUCCGCACUGUUGUCUCACUCACGCGCGAGGACGACGUGCAGCGCGCGUACCACGAAGCGCUGGAGAACCAGGUCAAGAUCUCGCGGCCGGCGACGCAUAAGUCUGCGUUUUUGUUUGGUGCGUCGGAAGGUAUUGGGUUUUUCAUCAUGGCGCUCGCGUUCUGGUACGGAAGCCGGUUUAUUGCGAGUGGGGAGUACUCUGUCACCCAGUUCUUUAUCACGUACGUGGCUGUGAUUAUGGGAUCGCAGUCUGCGGGUAUUGCGUUUUCGUUUGCGCCGGAUAUGGGCAAGGCGCACUCUGCGGCCGAGAACAUCACGCGACUGCUUGAGCGCGUGCCCGAGAUCGAUGCGUGGAAGACAGACGGCGAGGUGCUUGAGACGGUCGAAGGAGAUAUCGAGUUCCGUGACGUGCAUUUCCGGUACCCGACGCGGUCGCAGGUGCCGGUUCUGCGCGGACUGAACCUGACGGUUAAGAAGGGACAGUACGCGGCGCUGGUGGGUAUGUCUGGGUGCGGCAAGAGUACGACGAUCUCGUUGAUUGAGUCUUUCUACCGGCCUCUGGCGGGACAGGUGCUGCUUGACGGACACGAUAUCGCAGGCCUGUCGAUCAACGAGUACCGAAGCCACAUUGCCUUUGUGCAGCAGGAGCCGGUGUUGUACGCGGGCAGCAUUCUGGACAACAUCAAGCUCGGAUCGCCGGAUCCCGAGCAGCUGACGGAGGAGGACAUUGUGGAGGCCGCCAAGCAGGCGAAUAUCCACGACUUUGUGUCGUCGCUUCCGGACGGGUACGAUACCCUGUGCGGAGCCAAGGGAAUCCUUCUCUCGGGCGGACAAAAGCAGCGCAUUGCGAUCGCACGCGCGCUGAUCCGUAAGCCAAAGGUGCUGCUUCUAGACGAGGCUACCUCUGCGCUUGACUCUGAGUCCGAGAAGAUCGUGCAGGCGGCGCUGGAUACGGCCGCGCAGGGCCGGACGACGAUCGCGGUCGCGCACCGACUGAGCACGAUCCAGGGCGCGGACGUGAUCUACGUGUUUGACGCGGGCCGGGUGUGCGAGAGCGGAACGCACCAGGAGCUGCUGGCCAAGAAGGGCAAGUACUAUGAGCUUGUACAGAUGCAGGCUCUUGAGCGAACG